Molecule: messenger RNA, 1253 nt
Organism: Sorghum bicolor (sorghum)
Lineage: Eukaryota; Viridiplantae; Streptophyta; Magnoliopsida; Poales; Poaceae
Exons: 5
Coding region: 198-965 (255 amino acids)
Source: RefSeq, a predicted model, not a curated record
CGCCGUGUUCGGUGUCCCUCGACUCCUCGAGCGAUCAUACCAGCUACAAAAGCUCGAUCCUCGGGCCUUUCUCAAUCGGGGAAGAGUCAAAAACCCAAAUCCAAACCUCGCCGCAGACCACCUGCUGUCUUGCUCGAUCAAUUGCCUGCGCGGCUGCGCCCGCCCGAACUCCCGGCCGGCCCAACGCGCCGCCGUCCAUGAGCUUCCUCGCCGGCCGCCUCGCGGCCAAGGAGGGCGCGUACUUCCUCCAGGAGUCAAAGACCGCCGUCGGCCGCCUCGCGGAGAAGCUCCCGCCCUCCGCUUCGGCGCCCGCCGGGGGUGCGCGUGCGUCGGCGCAGGCGCAGCCCUCCCCCGACGUGCUGCCGGAGAUCCUCCGCCACUCCGUGCCCAUCAAGGGGACGCCGCCCCCGGCCGAAGCCUCCCUCUCCGCGUCCUCCCGCUGGGCCCUCCCGCCGGGCGGCGCCGAGGCUGCGGGCUUGCACCCCGACGCGCUCAACCCGCUCCGCUCCUACGUCUCGCUGCCGCAGGCCACCUUCGGCCCCAAAAGAUGGCAGCUUCCAAAUGAACAACCUAACUACUUGGCGUCAACAGCCAAUGAAAGGCGGCGAGAUAGGACCCCACCUCCCAUGGACCCUGAGAAGUUGAAAGCCGUAAUUGCUGGAUACUCACAGAUUGGGAAGGCAUUCAUUGCUGCAACCUUUUUGGUGUUUGGAGGAGCAACAGCUGUGAUGUUGUACACAGCAGAUAAGCUACAGUUGCAUUCAGUAGAUGACGUUAAAACUAAAGGAAAAGAUGCACUGCAGCCACGAGCUGAUAUGAUUAAAGAACAAAUAGCUCCAUUGAGAAGCUGGGCUGAAGAAAUGUCCCGAAAAUGGCAUUUCGAAGGCGAUAAAGAAGCAAAGGAGAAGUCUGUCAUCAUUAGAGAACUUUCAAGAGCUCUGGGCUCCAGGACUUCCCCUAGUUGAUCAACAAUGACAUACGGCUGUUGUAAAUCCACCAUUGUCAAGUCAUCCACUUUGUUGUAUCCGUCCUUAUCGUUUUCCAUAUGUCUGUGUAUAGGAAACAGUACAUCCUGAGAUAUAUUGACCAAACUGAAUCGAUAUGUACAAUAUUGAUAGUUUGGACUUCCCGAUAGAGGAGAUUGGGAUCCCAAGUCCACAUGUUUUACCUGGGGCAGCGCCCUUACCCGAACAGACUCUGAAAUGAUAAGAAAUGAGGUGUUUGGCUUUCGAUGAAGCCUGGAAUUUGUGAAA